Molecule: messenger RNA, 441 nt
Organism: Suillus subalutaceus
Lineage: Eukaryota; Fungi; Basidiomycota; Agaricomycetes; Boletales; Suillaceae
Exons: 3
Coding region: 1-441 (146 amino acids)
Source: RefSeq, a predicted model, not a curated record
AUGAUCUACACGGACACCCAGCUGAAUGGGCUGCAUACUGCACAUAUCAAUGUCUAUCAAAGUUUCACCAUUGCCGCAAGGAAGAUGCACCAUUAUAUUAUGGGCUGGGGUACUGAUGUUGUGAAGAAUGCAAAAUUCCUUAAAAGUAGGUUGAAUCCGAUAUAUGUUAUCAGAUAUACCUAUAACGCAAUAUGCCACAAGUCGUGCAACAAGGUUGCACGCGAGAGCGGAGGAGUUUGCGAUCUGCACAAAUUUUCUGUGUUAUCGCUUGGGACACAUGCGUUCUACAGCGUGUUGUCGAAGAAACCUGUUUACGAUGGUUCUAUUCCGCUAAAGUCACUCCAGUUCGAGUUGUCUUUGCAUCGUAACAAACCGCUGAGGCACCGGUUUAAGCAGGUGGUGAAGGAGGGUCUUCAAGGUGUUUCUGCGUUAUAUUUUUGA